Messenger RNA from Penicillium subrubescens, 312 nucleotides. RefSeq names its product histone H4. NCBI's taxonomy places the organism in Eukaryota, Fungi, Ascomycota, Eurotiomycetes, Eurotiales, Aspergillaceae. Bases 1 to 312 code for a protein of 103 amino acids. Gene Ontology annotation, cellular component: nucleosome. Gene Ontology annotation, molecular function: structural constituent of chromatin; protein heterodimerization activity; DNA binding. Gene Ontology annotation, biological process: nucleosome assembly. The transcript is spliced from 3 exons. The record is from RefSeq and is a predicted model, not a curated record.
AUGUCUGGACGUGGCAAGGGUGGCAAGGGUCUCGGCAAGGGCGGCGCCAAGCGUCACCGCAAGAUCUUGCGCGACAACAUCCAGGGUAUCACCAAGCCCGCUAUCCGCCGUCUCGCUCGCCGUGGUGGUGUCAAGCGUAUCUCCGCCAUGAUCUACGAGGAGACCCGUGGUGUCUUGAAGACCUUCCUUGAGGGUGUCAUUCGUGACGCUGUCACCUACACUGAGCACGCCAAGCGCAAGACCGUCACUUCUCUCGACGUCGUCUACGCUCUCAAGCGCCAGGGCCGUACCCUCUACGGUUUCGGUGGUUAA